UUUAUAAACAUCUAGCAAUUAGAUGUUUAUCAUUUCUCCACGGUGCCGGUGCCCAACUCAUAAGCAAAUUGAAUUCCUUUAGAACCUCUGGAAUCUGGAACCUCUCAUAUGUCAUACGCAAAGCUCGAAUUGCAGAAGCUCGUUCCAGGCUUUUAGUUAGUUGGUCUCUAAUGCUCAUGAGAUUUUACUCUUUAUUACAUUAGUUGAAUUUUUUGGUUAUUGGGUGCUGAGAGACAGUGGGGUUGCAAAAUGUUGGGCACAAUGUCAAUAUUGCCGCUUCCAGCCCCACCGGAAGAUGGGGAUCUUGGCCCAAGACCACCAGCUCAGUUGCCUUCUGAUGACGAGAAUAAAGAAGAAGAUCAAAAUCAAGCUAGCAAACCAACUUCAGUGGCAACACAUACAAGAACCAUUGGAAUUAUUCACCCUCCUCCAGAUAUCAGAAACAUCGUUGAUAAGACCGCGCAGUUUGUGGCCAAAAAUGGGCCUGAGUUUGAGAAGAGAAUUAUUGCUAAUAAUGCAGGAAAUGUGAAAUUUAACUUUCUUACUGCUUCGGACCCUUACCAUGCUUAUUAUCAACAUCGAUUGUCUGAGUUUCGGGCGCAGAAUCAAUCCUCAACACAACAGCCGCCUUCUCAGGCAGGAGAUCUAGUGGCCUCAGAGUCUGAUGCUGUCUCUGCUGAUGAUCUUGCCGCUGCAGCAGAGAAGCCUGACCCUUCUGCGCAAUUUAGACCUGUUCGGAAGGUCCUGGAGCCUCCUGAGGCUGAACAAUAUACUGUAAGGCUGCCGGAGGGGAUUACAGGGGAGGAGUUAGAUAUUAUUAAGCUUACUGCACAGUUUGUUGCUCGAAAUGGGAAGUCCUUUUUGACGGGGCUUACUAGUCGGGAGAUGAACAACCCCCAGUUCCAUUUUUUGAAGCCUACACAUAGUAUGUUUAUGUUUUUCACUGCUCUUGCUGAUGCUUAUUCUAAAGUUCUGAUGCCUCCAAAGGGAUUGACGGAAAAGCUAAGGAAGAGUGUCGCCGACCGUACUACAGUCCUUGAGCGGUGUUUGCAUCGACUUGAAUGGGAGAAGUCGCAGGAGCAAGCAAGGCAGAAAGCUGAAGAUGAAAUUGAGCAGGAGAGGAUCCAGAUGGCUAUGAUUGAUUGGCAUGAUUUUGUAGUGGUUGAAUCAAUCGACUUUGCAGAUGACGAAGACGAGUCACUGCCUAUGCCAAUGACUCUUGAAGAGGUCAUAAGGAGGAGUAAGAUCUCAACCAAGGAUGAAGAGGAGAUUGUUGAGCCUGGAAAGGAGGUAGAAAUGGAAAUGGAUGAAGAAGAGAUGCAGCUUCUUCAGGAGGGUAUGAUGGGUGCCAGCCUAGAGACGAAUGGGGAGGAAAAGAAGGAUGAAGUCAAGGCUCCUAUGGAUGAAGAUGAUCCUCCAAUGAGAAUCGUCAAAAAUUGGAAACGACCUGAAGAGAGAAUUCCUGCUGAAAGAGACCCGACAAAGUUCACUGUUUCUCCAAUUACUGGUGAAUUAAUACCUAUAAGUGAGAUGUCAGAGCACAUGAGGAUCUCUCUGAUUGAUCCAAAGUACAAGGAGCAGAAAGAGAGGAUGUUUGCCAAGAUUCGGGAGACAACCCUUGCUCAUGAUGAUGAAAUUUCCAGAAACAUUGUAGGACUUGCACGUACUCGUCCUGAUAUCUUCGGUACCACGGAGGAAGAAGUAUCUAAUGCCGUCAAAGCUGAGAUAGAGAAGAAAAAAGAUGAGCAGCCUAAGCAAGUCAUAUGGGAUGGUCAUACAGGUAGCAUUGGUCGCACGGCAAACCAGGCUAUGUCUCAGGGUAUGGGUGGGGAAGAUCAAAUUGACGGCAACAAUGAUGGAAGGCCUUUCCCUGGUCCAGCUGCUCCUCCUCCUCCAAGACCAGUUGUUCCCAUGAUUCGUCCACUCCCUCCCCCUGCUGGGCUAGCUGUGAAUAUGCCUCGUGUACCAACUAGCAAUAUUCAGUAUUCAGCUCCAACCUCUGGCGGACUUAUGGCUCCACCUCCACCUCCACCUCGUCCUAUGGUCCAUGUAAAUCAAAUGGUUCCUCCGCCACCUCCUCCUAUGCAAAUGCCUCCUGGGCAGCAGCAUAUGAUGAUGAAUCGACCACCAAUGCCUUUACCUGUGUCCAUGACCCAACCCGGUAUGCCAGUGCCACCUGGAUCUCAAUUUACACCACUUAGCGGUCACCGUCCCUUCACAGCUGGUCCACCACAUGGUAUGCCUCCUGUUCCACAGCUGCCUAUGCCUCAAGGAAUGCCACCUCCACCACCACCACCAGAUGAAGCUCCCCCUCCGCUUCCAGAUGAACCAGAGCCCAAGAGACAGAAGUAUGAUGACUCUGCACUGAUUCCAGAAGAGCAGUUCCUUGCCCAACAUCCGGGACCUGUUAGGAUCAACAUAUCUGUUCCAAAUAUUGAUGAAGGAAACCUCAAGGGACAAGUUUUGGAGAUCACCAUGUCCUUGAAUGAAACUGUUGGUAGUUUGAAAGAAAAGGUAUCCGGGGAAAUUCAACUUCCGGCAAACAAACAGAAAUUAAGUGGAAAGGCUGGUUUUCUGAAGGACAAUCUCAAACUUGCUUAUUACAAUAUUGGAGAUGGCGAGACCUUAACACUUUCGUUGAGGGAGCGUGGUGGCAGAAAGAGAUGAGCAAUUUACUUGAGCACCCGAUGAAAGGCCCUUGUUGGAAUACUUUCUAAAAACUCUCCAUAUAUUUCUGUUCUGUCCAUGAUUACUCUCUUUUGAAGUGAUUUCCUGGAUAUUGUUGUGAUCAUGUAUCUUAAGUUCAAUCUUGCAACUUGAAAUUUAUUGUCACUAAUCUGAUUCUAUUUGCCUUUGCAGCUGAUCCACUUGUGCCCUCAAGUAAUGUCAUGAUUCUGACACUUUACUUUUCUUCGAGUGUAGUAGCCAUCAGUAAUGUAAUUCUGUUGUCCACUGCUGUUUUAGUCGGUUCCUGCUUAUCAUAUUUUUCUAUUCUACUAGUAAUGCUAAUAAUUUCUUGGAGUGCUUUUUUCUUUUGGCGAUUGGAUACAUCUUGAAGGGAAGAUGACUGUUUACUCACUUGGGCAAGGUUCCUUCUCCUUUGUUGGCUGAUCUAUGGUGCGCUGUUUUGCUGUGUGUGCCCCGUUGUCAAGUUAAAAAUAUUGCUUGGUGCGGGGCUCUUGAUUAGCAGUUGUAUGGUGAUUUUGUGCAUGCCUUUUGAGCUUUUCUUAGCUCUCUUGAUUACCCAAGUGAAUGAAGUGUUGAGAUAAGAGUUUGUUUUUGAUUUUGUCUUAUCAAUAACUUUGAACAGUGGAUUAAAGGGUCUGCAGAUUGGCAUCUGAAGUGACUGGGCUCCUGUCCUGAUUCCACAGACAGCAAAUAUGGGAUGGUUUAAUGAUUCCUUCUUCAUGGACUAUGAAGGUUGAUCUAACUAUGAUCAAUACUCCCUCCCUAGUUUUUUCAUCUUCUCUAAGUUUUUUUGGUAGCACAAGAUGAGAUUUAUACCGGAGUUGCCUCGAUCAGACAAAAAAGGAAAGAACUGGUAGUUUUCACGAUUAUUUUCACCUAUUUAUGUGCUGACUUUCAAUAUGUUGCCUGGAAUUAUUUUCACCUAUUCUUCUCUACCAUAAGUGUAAGAUGAUAUGUGAAAACUGUUGAGCUUACUGCUGAGUGCUGACAAUAUGGUGAUAAUUUUUAGUUCUCCAACUGAUGUUUUCUUUUUGUGAUUUUGUUUUUAGGGCAUAGUUGCCGUAAUGGGUUUGAAUAUGUGAGACCCAGCAUUUCCCCAAUUUUCUGCAUUCUAGGCUCCGUUUGGUAGGGCGUAAAACGUUUUUUCGGAAAAUUGUUUUCUUCUAUUUUCAGUUUUACAUUGUUUGGUUGGCAAAAGAGUGUAAAAUCAUUUUCCCUUGGGGUAAAAUUACUCUCCCUCGGGGUAAAAUUACUCUCCCAAGGAUGGAAAAUCAUUUUCCUUUCAAAAUGAAGGGAAAACUAUUUUCCUUCUCUCACUUGUACACUCCUCUCACUACCUCUUUACUUUCCCUUUCAUUUUCAUUUCCUUUCAUCAUUUUUUUUUUAUAUCGAACCAAACAACGGAAAACUAAUUUUGGAAUUGUGUUUUCCAUUGUAAAUUGUUUUCCAUGAAAAUCAUUUACACUGAAAAUAUUUUACGUCCUACCAAACGGAGCCCUAGUUCAAACAAUUUUUAUCUUGAGUUUAAAUCCGUCAGCUGAUGACCUUAAUUGAGUUUGAAAAGAUUAACAACUUGUUUGUGUUGAGGAAUUAGGAGUGAAAGGAAGAGAAGGAAAAGGAAGGGGUAUGUUUUCCUUUGUUUGGAUAACAAAGUAUGGGAGUGAUGAAAUGGAGGAAAAAUUUGUGGUGAAAAUUAUCUACCUUUAUUCUUUGAGAAACAAUUCUCUUCAACUUUGAAAGAUCUGGAAGAAAAUUGGGAAAUGAUGAUUUGUUUGACUCGUAAAAAUUGAAGAGAUUUGUUUCAUUAAGGAAAUUAGGUCAUGUACAAGGUGAACAAUUCUAUAGGAUUUUCAAAAUAUUAGGGCUUAAUUCUAUUAGUUGUUUGUCUAAAGAAAAAAGAACUAAAUUUAAUUACAAGUUCCUUUCUAAUUUAUCGUGUGUGACGUUGGAUGCAAAUUCGAAGUGGUUUAUUUUUAUUUGGUGUUUUGGUUCGUCUCUUCCUAUUCUCCAAAUAAAACCCCAUCGUUGACUUUGUCGUCUCUUCUUAUUCAUCAAAAAAGUUUCAAUCCUUGUAAUUAAGUUUAGUACAGAGCUUCUAAAUUGUAUAGGAUGGCCUAGUAUGCUUGCAAUGCAAUAAAACUCUCUUUGUAUACAAAGAUAAGCUUAUGUAUGAGAAGCUAAUGGUGGUCUCUCAUUGAGCUUAUGUACUUCUCUCGAAACAAGAAUAUCUAUACAUGUCCCCUUUUUUCUUGUAAUAUCUACUUUGAUAGAUACUUUUCCCGUCUUGUAUUCAUCAACUAAUUUUGUUAAGUUAUCUUUUCAUUAUUAUAUAAGAAAAAAACAUAGUCAAGUGAGGUUUUAUUAGAUUCGACUUAAUGCGAGAAUUUCAAAUAUUAAAGUUUUAUAAUUUUUACUUAUACGCAUUUAGAGACCGUAUUUAGAAACAUUAACGUUCAAAGAAACUUCUCGACGAGUAUGAAAAAACAAAUGCUGCAACUAAAAAAUAUCAAUCAAGUUUGUUUUAAUCAACAAAGGAAAUUUGCUUAUGUACUAAGACUGAGCAUGCUGAAUGUCUAUAGUUCUGAUUGGGCAGGCUGAAUGUUAUAUUGCUAUUUGUGCCUUGAAUAUUGAUGAACAAAGGUGUUGAAGAGAUGUGUAGUGGUAUCUUUGGUGGCCGGACUAGCAAGUGAAAAAUCUUUGUGGUUCGAGCGCGCACUUGCCCAUUACGUUGAGUUAUGUGUGCUUGUUUUCUUUAUUAAGCUUAACAAACUUAUAUGAAGUACUUUCUCUGUUUCUUUUUACUUGCAACAGUUUGACUUUCACGAUUGUCAAUACAUAAUUUCAACCAUCAAUAAGUUUAAUUACCAAUAAAUCAAAAUUAUAAAAAGUAUAUAUUCGGAAAAUAUACAUUUAGACGAAUCUAACAAGAUCCCACAUGAAUAUGUUUUUCCUUAACUAUAGAUCAACAAACAUAAACUAAAUAGAGUUGGUGAAUAGUGUAAAAGUCAAACCGUUGCAAGUAAAAAGAAACGGAGGAAGUACUUACUAGUUAUUAGCCAUUUCAUAGAUUAUUUUUUAAGUAGCUUUGGUUGCAUAACUUUUUAUUUGAACGCAUUGAUUGGUUAAGAGGAAUCGUAUUGCUAGCUUUUAUAUGUGUCCUAUCUCGUCUGAGAGCUAGAUUGCUUCAAUUACUUGUCUUUUUUCUUCCUCUUUCUUCAAGUUAGCUUCUGCUGUUUCAAGAGUUUGUUGAGCUUCUUGUUGAUCUUCUCGAAGUAGGUGGCCAGUUACCAGGUGAGAGGUGAUCAUGAACAGUUGAACGCCAUUUUAAUCUAGGUCACUACUGUAUAUUUAUCUAUACACACUCAUGUUAGGAAAAUGAUUCAAGGAUUGUGACAUAGUUGUAUCGCUAAUAUAGUGCAACAAUGUAAUGCAUAAUGUACAAUUUAAUAAUCAUCAUUUGAAUAUCAAAUCAACUAUCGAUUGGUCUAUAUUUAACUUGUGUAUGAUGUGAAUAUUUAAGAAUUUCGCCUAACGAUGAUAAUAAUAGAAGCAAAAAAAAGAACUCAUAUAUUUCGCCAAGAUGGACUAAAAUAACAUAGAUAAUUACGAGAAAAGGAAAUAAAAUUAUCAAUUCCACAACGAAAACGAAGGUGAAUUCUUACACAAAAUUACAGGAAAACAACUCACCAACUGACAAAAAAUUUAAAUAGAAAAGAAGUAUACAAGAGUGGAACAAUAAUCCUUCCAAUUCAUAGAGGCAAACUAAAAAAUUAAUUUGGUCCUCUUUCCUCAACUCAUUUGACAAAGGAAAAAAGGCCUAGAAAGUGUACAAGCAGCUCCCAUCAUCACUCCUUGCAGUUGGGUCAAAGUUUUUUGCAUUUGGAUCAGUACAACCUUCAGGAAUUGGUAUAUUUCCUUGUUGAGCUGCUUGUCCUGUAAAAUCCACACACAAAAAACAGCAACAUUUUCUUAGAAAUCUACUUUUAUGCAACAAACAUUUUUGUUAUGUUAGCCUAAAACUACUAUGAGUUGCCAACCUCCAAGUUAGGACACUUAACCGAAGAAAGCUCCGCUGUCAAUGGAAUCUUUGUUAGCAUCUCCAAGAGCAGCCUCGUUCAAGUACUUGUCAGCAAGUUGUACUCUCUUAACAUUCUCUUGUUCUUGCACAAGCAUGUUUCCAUACUCAAGCAACUUCUCCAAGGUCAUUUUGGGUUGCUCGAACACGGGUGGUCCGUCCUUUGAGUUCACAAGCUUCUUCCCAAUGGCGUCUAUUCCUACGCUUGAAACCCACUUCCUUACUUCGUCAUCAUAUACACGAGCUCUCAA
Beta vulgaris subsp. vulgaris (sugar beet) is the source of this 7014-nucleotide messenger RNA. Its product is annotated as probable splicing factor 3A subunit 1. The transcript has 4 exons. The record is from RefSeq and is a predicted model, not a curated record. Gene Ontology annotation, biological process: mRNA cis splicing, via spliceosome; regulation of alternative mRNA splicing, via spliceosome. Bases 250 to 2667 code for a protein of 805 amino acids. NCBI's taxonomy places the organism in Eukaryota, Viridiplantae, Streptophyta, Magnoliopsida, Caryophyllales, Amaranthaceae. Gene Ontology annotation, molecular function: protein binding; RNA binding. Gene Ontology annotation, cellular component: U2-type prespliceosome; catalytic step 2 spliceosome; U2 snRNP.